AUGGCUAUCAUAAUAAAAUCUCUCUUUAUUCUUCCUUUGUUCUUUGUUUCUGGCUUUGCUGAGAAGUUUGAUCAGCCAAAUGCUUACCAGGUCUUAAACAAGGAACAUAUAUUAGGGCCUCAUGAAUUGUUCGGAAACCCAUUUGGAAAUCCUGAUGAUUACAAGAAAGUGAAAGUACCUGAUGAUUUUGGGACUCAAAUUCAAGGUGAUGAUGUUGCUGCCCCAGUUUCUAAUAAGCCUCAAAACGGUCCUCCUGAUAGUCCUAAUUUGGCAACUCUUGGAUUCAAAGGUGCAUGGGAGUUGGUUUCUAAGAAUUCUGGCGUCUCCGCCAUGCAUGCAAUUUUGCUUCCUAAAAUUAACCAGGUCUUGAUGUACGAUGCCACCAUUUGGAAGAUAUCUAAUAUCCGAUUACCUAAUGGAGAAUGUCGUAUUCUUAACAAAACCACAGGUGAAAAGGAUUGCUGGUGUCAUUCAGUAUUGUAUGACAUUAACAACGCAAAACUUACUCCUCUUGAGCUCCACACUGAUACAUGGUGCUCUUCUGGAGGUCUCGAUGUUAAUGGAAAUCUUGUGAGCACUGGUGGCUUUCAAGGUGGUGCAAAUACUGUUAGAUACCUUGGCACCUGCAAAGGCUGCAACUGGAGAGAGUACCCAACUGCACUUGCAGAUCGUAGAUGGUAUUCGACACAAGCAACAUUGGCAGACGGUGGAUUUAUCGUGGUUGGUGGCCGUGAUGCCUUCAGCUACGAGUACAUUCCGGCGGAAGGAAAGUGCAAUGCUAAACCUUUCUUGUUCGAGUUCCUCCGCCAAACCACCGACCCAGAGGAGAACAAUUUGUACCCAUUUGUCUUCCUCUCCACUGAUGGCAAUGUCUUCAUCUUCGCCAACAGUCGCUCCGUUUUGCUCAGUCCCAAGUCUAACAAGAUCGUCCGCGAGUUCCCUGUCCUCCCCGGUGGGCACCGCAACUACCCAGCCUCUGGAAUGGCCGCUCUCCUCCCACUAAAACUUAAGGCCGAGGGUCAGACGAUGGUCAACACAGAAGUCUUGAUUUGUGGUGGUUCUGCACACAAAGAUUCGUACUCUAAAGCCGAGAAAAAUAUAUUCUAUACUGCACUUCAAGACUGUGCAAGAAUGAAAAUCACAGGUAACGACUCUGUUUGGAGGAGAGAGCUCAUGCCAACACCACGCGUUAUGGGCGACAUGAUGAUUCUUCCUACUGGAGAGGCCCUCAUACUCAAUGGUGCUAAAAGAGGAGCUUCAGGCUGGGGAUUUGCCAGAGAACCAAAUUUUGCCCCAGUUUUAUAUAACCCAAGAGCCAAAAAAGGCGAAAGGUUCACCGAGUUAGCACCUUCCAACAUUCCCAGAAUGUACCAUUCAGUUUCUGCAGUUCUGCCGGACGGAAAAGUCCUUGUCGGCGGCAGCAACACAAACAAUGGCUAUAUUUACGAUGCCAUGUAUCCUACUGAGCUUAGAAUCGAGAAAUUCUCUCCACCAUACUUGAAUCCUGCACUGGCUAAGAAGAGACCAGUGAUUCAGGGCAUGCCUAGUGCGAUCACCUAUGGAGGCAACGUCGCGGUUCAAAUCAAGUUAGAGGGAUCCCAAGUGCAGCAGCAAGAUCUGAAAGUGGCAAUGUAUUGUCCUGCUUUUACUACCCAUGGAGUCUCCAUGAAUCAAAGACUUAUAGACUUGGGAUUGAAAGAGGUGAAGAGCAAUGUAGGAACCCACACGAUCGUGGCGGUCGCACCACCGAGCAACAUGAUUGCUCCCCCUGGAUUUUAUCUGUUCUCUGUUGUUUACCAAGGAGUCCCCAGCGUUGCCAAAUGGGUGCAGAUCAAGUGA
This is a messenger RNA of Manihot esculenta (cassava), 1839 nucleotides long. Its product is annotated as aldehyde oxidase GLOX1-like. The transcript has 3 exons. NCBI's taxonomy places the organism in Eukaryota, Viridiplantae, Streptophyta, Magnoliopsida, Malpighiales, Euphorbiaceae. The coding region runs from base 1 to 1839 and encodes 612 amino acids. The record is from RefSeq and is a predicted model, not a curated record.